AUGUCUAAGAAUUUAUUGCGACCAAAGGAGAUUCUUUGUACCAUAAAGAAUCGCUAUCCUUCAAAUGCAACGACACUUAGAACUAUUUAUAAUGCACGGCAGAGGCAUCGUGUAAUUGAGAAGGCCGGAAGGACACAAAUGCAAUAUUUAUUGGGUAAACUAUUCGACCUCAAGUAUUAUGAGUACCAUAGAUCUUCUAUUGACGACUGUACGUACAAGACUAAUAGAUAUCGGAUGCCGUUGUUUGAAGUUGUUGGGAUUACAUCAACUUGUUUAACAUUUUCAAUUGCAUUUGCCUACAUAGGUGGUGAGCGUAUUUACAAUUACUUGUGGGUACUUCAACGGCUUCGAUCAAUUAUGGAGGAUAAUAGUAUUGAGCUACCAUUAGUGAUAGUGACGGAUAGGGAGUUAUGGCAUAUCAACAAAAAUAUUUUGGCAAAGUGCAAGAAGAUGUUUAGUGACAAAGCCUCAUGGGAAUUGUUUGACAGUAUAUGGAAUACUGUUGUUUUGGCAGAUAAUGAGGAUGAUUAUUUACGUAGAGUGAAUGAUCUCAUGACCACAUUUAAUAGAAAUCCCUCUCCUGUUGAAUAUGUCUUAGAUACUUGGUUAAAUCCUUAUAAGGAGAGGUUUGUUGCUGCAUUCACAAAUAAAUAUAAGCAUCUUGGAACAACAGCAACAAAUAGACGCACAUACGGUAUUCCAUGCUCCCAUGAGCUCGCUCGAUACGUUCGAGAUGAUGUUCCAAUCCCAUUAUCUGCAUUGGACACCCACUGGAGCCGCCUUCAAAUUAUACCACGUGAUCCUCCAUAUGUUUCGCAAGUAAUGAAGGAAGAUCCUUCGAAGUGGUCAUAUUACCAAAGAAAAAUCAGAGAGGUAUUUGAUCCGAACACAACACACUUGACAGAGCCUAGAGAUAAAUUUAAGACACGUGUAAGACUUUCAAAAGCUGAACUAUCUACACACCGAGCUCCUUCUGCAUUUGAACUCGUUGAUAGUACAUGCAUUGACAAAUCUUCGCAAUCAUCGAAGCUGACUUCAACUGAUAAGAAGAUUUUUGUUAGUCGCAAUUCAAAUAUCACAUCAAUGGUCGUUGUGGAGAAGCCGUUAGGAAUAAAUAUAUAUCGUGGUCAAUUCCCCAGUGCGAUAGAUAAAUAUAUCAAUGACAUUGUCGAUGUUGCCGCUGAUGGUAAUUGUGGAUACCGAGCUGUUGCUGGUUUGAUGGGGAUUGAUGUUAAAGACGGCUAG
Messenger RNA from Tripterygium wilfordii, 1245 nucleotides. RefSeq lists its product as uncharacterized. The transcript is spliced from 6 exons. The coding region runs from base 1 to 1245 and encodes 414 amino acids. NCBI's taxonomy places the organism in Eukaryota, Viridiplantae, Streptophyta, Magnoliopsida, Celastrales, Celastraceae. The record is from RefSeq and is a predicted model, not a curated record.